Messenger RNA from Cokeromyces recurvatus, 593 nucleotides. RefSeq lists its product as uncharacterized. The transcript has 3 exons. The record is from RefSeq and is a predicted model, not a curated record. Bases 58 to 495 code for a protein of 145 amino acids. Lineage: Eukaryota; Fungi; Mucoromycota; Mucoromycetes; Mucorales; Mucoraceae.
UUUUUUUUUUAGAUUCCAUUUUUGACAUACACAUAUUUUUUUUUUUAUUAUUAUUUAAUGAACUCUAGUGAUUCACAUACAGGUAUUACUUCAAUCAAUGCAAAUCGGUCGCUAAACAACAUUUCAUUCUCACAUACAGAAAAUAUGAUACCAGCUUCAAAUAAUAGUACAAUACAUGAUUUGAGUAAUCAACAUCCAUCUUUUCAGAAUUUAAGUGAAGCAGAUAAACGAAUUUACGAGAAAAACAAUACUCGAUUAAUACAAUUAGAAUUAGAGUUACGUGAGUUAUCUACUUUCGGUGGAGCUUGUGAUGAACUUUUAGAAUGGUUAAAAGACAGUCGUGCGUAUAAUGUAUUUAAUGAAGCUGCUCUUCUAAAUUGUAUUGCAACAAUUGCGGAAAAGGCAGUUGAAUAUGGUCCAUGGUCCGGUAAAGAAGUAUUAAAACAAGCGAAUAGUAUGUGUCAAGGAUUAUCUGAGAGAGGGCAAAGUAAGUAAAUAAAAAAAAAUAGGGAAUAAAAGAUGUUGUCCUAAUCCUGUUGAUUAGAUACGAUAAAGAAAUACUACUCUGAUUUGUAUAAUGUUGUUUUUAAACG